Messenger RNA from Danio rerio (zebrafish), 4156 nucleotides. RefSeq names its product MAF bZIP transcription factor Aa (gene mafaa). Gene Ontology annotation, cellular component: nucleus. NCBI's taxonomy places the organism in Eukaryota, Metazoa, Chordata, Actinopteri, Cypriniformes, Danionidae. Gene Ontology annotation, molecular function: DNA binding; DNA-binding transcription factor activity; sequence-specific DNA binding. The record is from RefSeq and is marked validated. Gene Ontology annotation, biological process: regulation of DNA-templated transcription.
GGGGCGGGAGGAACACCUGUUUCAGCGCGCUGUCAGCUGCUGCGCGCUCGCCUCAGCUGCCACAGAGAGGCGUUGCUCUCAGAAUAUGCAUGCCUACUGCUGGGCUUUCUCCUAUUGGUCCGUCCCGUUGUCUGGGUGGGACGCUCAGAUGGGCCAUGUGUAUAAAGUGGUACAUUGCCCCUUUCAGUGCUCCAGUGAUACUGCGUGUCAGCGGUGGACAACAGUGCAAAAAUAAGUUCAAGCCGUAAACUGUGACAGCAGUCUAUAACUUUAAAUCUGUCCACGGAGAGAAGUAAACUGAGCCAGAAUUGCGCAUUGUUCGCCGGGCUGUGUUGGAGGCACGUCCCACCAGAGGAUCUUACGGAGAUUUGUCAGACACACACACAUAUUGUUGCGGUCCACUUCUGCUGCCGGUUGUGCCAAAAGCAUCAUUCCUUUGGACUUUGAGGUAAAGUCUGACGUGUUCUGAACUUGAUGCACGCGCGUUGUGUGUCGGACUUUUCUCGACAUGUGAAGAAAGUUCAUGGACGAUUAAAGUUGCCAGCAGUUAGAAGGAACUAAACCGCAGAGGUGAAGAAGGAUAUUUGAAGUCUCGUUGCUCUAAGGACGAUUUCUCUGCAACCACACGUGUGCUUUACCACAGCGAAGUGAGGACGAGUAAGGUUGGUGGUUUUGAAUUCACGAGUCUCAAGUUUCUGCCACCCUGGCCAGUGAUAUUAACGCGUGAAUUUGACCUGGGAUAAGUUGUCAACACGAGGCAAAGUGGCAGGUGUAUAAGUACAUUUAAAUGCAUGGGCAUAUGUUUUUCUAUAAAUAGAAGCUCGUGCCAAUGUAUUAGACCCUGGCCUGUCAUCUUAACUAGUCGUCUUCAUCAUAAUCCCAGUGAAACACGCGUGACGCUUUGGCUGUUAGGGUAGGUGUCGUCGCAUGGACUGACAUGGCCACCGAUCUCGCCAUGAGCGCAGAAUUGCCCAACAGCCCUCUGGCUAUUGAGUAUGUCAACGACUUCGACCUCAUGAAGUUUGAGAUCAAGAAAGAGCCCCCGGAGGCUGACCGCUAUUGCCACCGUCUUCCCCCGGGCUCACUGUCCUCCACCCCAAUCAGCACACCCUGCUCAUCGGUGCCUUCCUCGCCCAGCUUCUGCGCCCCCAGCCCUGGAUCGCAGCCUGGCCAGAACCUCGUAAACGGCGUCAACAACAAUAACAACAACAGUGGCAACGGUAACAACAACACCCAAGGCUCCUCGGGCAAACCGCAGAUGGAAGAUCUCUACUGGAUUCCCAAUUAUCAGCAUCACAUCAGUCCAGAGGCCCUCAACCUGACGCCCGAGGACGCAGUGGAAGCGCUCAUCGGUAACGCGCACCACCACCACCAUCAUCAUCACCACCAGCCCUACGAGGGAUUCCGCGGGCAGCAGUAUGUGGGAGAAGAUCUCUCUGCAGCCACGAACGGUCACCACCAUCCGGUGCACCACCACCAUCAUCACCACGGCCACCACGCACACGCGCGCCUUGAGGACCGCUUCUCGGACGAGCAGCUGGUGAGCAUGACAGUGCGAGAGCUCAACCGGCAACUUAGAGGCUUCAGCAAAGAAGAGGUGAUCCGUCUCAAGCAGAAAAGGCGAACCCUGAAGAACCGCGGCUACGCGCAGUCGUGCCGCUACAAGCGCGUGCAGCAGCGCCACAUGCUCGAGAGCGAAAAGUGCACGCUUCAAAGCCAAGUGGAGCAACUCAAGCAAGACGUGGCGCGCCUGAUCAAAGAGCGGGACCUGUACAAGGAGAAGUACGAGAAGCUCGCGAGCCGAGCCUUUAACGGCGGCGGCAACACUCGGGACCCGUCCAGCGGCAAUCACGUUAAAACCACUUCCACGGAUUUCUUCAUGUGAGAGUGAUUCUUGUUAAAGACUUUUCCCCUCACCAACGUAUUUGUUUUUUAUGAUUUUCAGUGUAAAUUUUAAUUUGAGUUGUUUUUAUACACACUCAGAGGUUCACUUUAGAACAUACACUCUUUUAAAUAAAAGUUGUGCGGUCUGAUGCAAAUGCAGAACAUAUUUUUAUUUUGUUCAGGAUCUUUAAAAAGAACUAAGAUAACCAAUAGAAAUCUGGGGAGCCCAUAUAGUCAAAGCCAAACCUUUUCUUCCUAAAAGUGCCACCCACUUUUAUAGCCGCUGAAGUUAUUGAUUAGAAGUUAUUUGUUGAACUUUAAGUGCUGAAAAGAAACUGCAUAAACGUUAUUUAUGAGAGUGUAUAACCUAACAUUACAGCGCCAUAUUUAAAAAUCUUCACUUCUUUUGUAUGUACCUACUGCACCAUAAAAGUCUUAAGGUUAGUGUAAUGUUAGGAUUAUAUUCCACAAAUACUGCACGGACCCUUUUACUUCAUAAAACCUCCGAUCAAAAUAUGGGAUCAUUCAUAACCUCCAGACACAUCAAUUUUGGAUUUUGUCUUUUUUUUUGUUUGUUUGUUUUAGUAAUAGGUUAACAGCAAACCCCGACUUGUUUGUGUCAGAGACAUAAAAUCGCCUCCUUAAUCUUUUUUUUUUAUUUAAUUUUUUUUGUCUUAACGGAUUGACUAGUCUUAAUGGCGAUGAGGAAAAAAAACUGGAACGAAAUGGACUUCUGAUGGAGCGAUGAUAGCAUUAAAACAUAAGCCAGAAAGGGAGAUAGCAAUACAUCAUUGACUUUUCUCAGUUAUGAACUGAGGUUGAGGGGACUUGUGAACUUUGAGGGCCCUCAAGCAUUGCUCAAGUCUGCAUUACCCCACCAAUCCUGCAUGCGGGACAUGUAUGGUACUCCAAACGCGUCAGGUCCUUUCUCUCUUCCCCAUACAGCACUUGGAUGAAAAGCAUGGCCCUUAACCACUCUUUUUUUCGUUUCUUCUGCUCGACACAAACCGUGUAUGUGAAGGAACUCAUCCGUACUUGCGAAAUCACAUGAUACCAGACCUUACGUUUUUUUUCUAUUGUUUUUCAAGCAAGAACUAAGAAAAAAACACCGAACUGAGACAGAGUUAUUUAUUUCCACUUGUACAUAUGUAGAGGUCAAUUGGUGUGUUAAUUUACCCUUCUUUUUAAAGUCCUUUUUGCUUGAUUAUUUAAAACGUCUUAAUACAAUGUUUGUAUGUAGUAGCAUGCAAAUGACAGAGAUAUUCUAUCCUACUGAAUAUGUACAAUUUCAAAGAAAGCCUACUGCACUAUGAUUCGAAGAAUUGGGAUUUAAUAUAACAUUUCCUCUGUGAUAAUCGAAUUGCUGUCAGGGUGGGCAUAGUUAGUCGAUCUAAAGUGCAUAUAAACACAAGGGAUUUAAUUGCUGCUAUAUUCUAUGCACCAAAUUCGAAAGCAAUUAACAGAAGCUCUGAUUAUGUGAAUUUUCUACUUCAAAAUAAAUCAAGGUAUUUACCUGGUUAGACAUGAAUUUUAAAAUACGAUCAUCAGUUUUUUUUUCUUUUUUUCUUUUUGUUUUAAAGGCCGAGAUGACGAACAACAAAAACUAACUUCAGCUAUCUGACAACCAUCAAUAAUAAGGAAGGAAUGGUUGUUUUAACUUUUUUAUGACUAAAAUAAAAAAUACAUUUAAAAAAACUUGCAUACACUAUAAAGAGCAGUUGCCUAUUGUUUUGCAUUGCAAUGCUGUGAUGAUAAUAAAAAGGCUUCUAAUAAUUCUCAAAUACACUACGGGUAGAUAUCACGACAACAAAUCCGGAUAUAUUUCCACAAGGGACUUGUGCAAACUUAACUACAAGUACUUAUCAUGUGCAUUUGAACUCGAUCAUUUGGAUUUACACAAUAGCCCAUCUUGUUCAGACUAUAUGGGGAACGUUGCCAAAGUGGAUUAUUUAAUGCACGUUAAUUGUCCUAAACCAGUUUUUAAUUGUUUCCGACCUGCUGUAUGCUUAGUUCACUAACAAUUCAAUCGGCCAAAUGUCUAAAAUAAGAUCUCCUUUACCUGGGUUAGUGUCUGCUUGAUAUUCUCACCUGAAAUACACUGUUACCAUUAUUGUUUCAUAGGUUAAAUUAUGAUGCAGUUAUGAACCGAUCUCUCUGUAUAUUGGUCUAAACUGGCACAGCGGCUUGGGGUUACAUAACCACAUGUGCUGUCCUGUGUGCUCUCUUAUGUAAAAAAAAAAAAGAAAUAAACAAAAAGAAAAAAAAGAAAAAA